Phycomyces blakesleeanus NRRL 1555(-) is the source of this 2514-nucleotide messenger RNA. RefSeq lists its product as hypothetical. Gene Ontology annotation, cellular component: extrinsic component of endosome membrane; late endosome membrane; early endosome membrane. Gene Ontology annotation, molecular function: protein binding; phosphatidylinositol 3-kinase regulator activity. Bases 1 to 2346 code for a protein of 781 amino acids. The record is from RefSeq and is a predicted model, not a curated record. Lineage: Eukaryota; Fungi; Mucoromycota; Mucoromycetes; Mucorales; Phycomycetaceae. The transcript has 15 exons. Gene Ontology annotation, biological process: early endosome to late endosome transport.
AUGUCCUUGAAAACGGCCAUGUUUGCCCAUCACAAUAUCAAUAUCAAUAUCAAUAUCAAGCACAUAAAAAACGCUCAAAUAUAUCCUUUUGUAAAGGCUACAAAGUUCCAAGUGGAUGAACUUGUCAAGGAGUAUCUCUUGUUUAGAGGAUUUACAAACACAUUCCGGGCACUUGAAACAGAAAGUCGUCUCGACAAAGAUAAAGGGUUUCAGGUGGAUAAAAUUGUAGAGGAAUUAAUUGGAUAUGUUAUCCAUGGGGAUGUUGUCUAUAUGCUCGAAUACUAUCGAUAUCUCGACGUACGCUUCUUUUCUCGGCUCGAUAGUCGUUUUCAGAGAACCGUCAAGAAGUUUGAGCUUUGUCUUUUGCGGCAUUAUUUGGUACACGCCAUGCAACACAAGAAAAAGGACAAGGUGAUCGAGUUCUUUGAUACAUAUGGCCCAGAUUUACAUGGAAAACCAGAGUGGUCACAAUGGUUUGCUUUACCUUAUGUAAAACAGCCAGCUACAGAUCCCACAUUCGAGACAUUUUUCUCGAAACAGUGGGUAGAAAAUUAUACAAUUUCUCUACACAACUUUCUAGCAACCACAUUUCAAAACAUGCCCCUUCCGAGUCUUUUGUCUUUUAAUAUUGAGCGAAUCCAACGCAAGGCUCAGCAGACUGAAAUAGAAAGCUUAAAAAGUUCGGUCGAUAAUUUAAAGGCAACGGUAGAUGCGCGAGAAAACGAAAUAGCAAAAUUGAAGCAUGAAGUAGCAGAGACACGACGAGAGAUGACCGAUGGAAUUACGUUGAUCCGCCGUCGGGCAGCAUCGAUGACAACUGACGCAAAAGCCAAUGGGGCAAAAGCCAAAGUAGGCUCACAAGAGAAAAAGAAUGAAAAGACAGUACCAAAAGGAGUUAUCACAGAAACUGUAGCAGAACUCCGUGAUACUGUAGACAAAGUCCAUUCAAUGGGAGAUGAAGAGCCAUUUGUGAUUGUGAGCCAGGAAGAAUUCUCUGAACAUGCUUCUGCGAUUACCCACGCAAAAUUUUCGACAGAAGGAAAUCUCAUCGCUAGCUGUGAUAUGGACAAUAUUGUUCGUAUUUGGAGCUACAAAGGACAAUCUUUCAAUCCACUCAAGGUCAACAAUAAUACUUCAAAUAUUCUAUCCAUGGAGUGGGAGGCAAGAUCGGACCGCUUUCUCUUUUUAGGUACAGACAUUGGUCAAAUUAGAGUGUAUAACAUCGAAAAUAAGUCCGUGGUCCAGGAAUUUACAAUGGAUGAAAAGUACCCAUGGGUUACUCAGCUAUCCUGCAGUCCAGUAGAACCCAUGUUUGUUUGUGCGGGCUCAGGAAGCAAAGCAUCUGCGGAUGAUACACGAGAUGGUGUACUUGUUGCAUGGAGCAUGAAAACCAUGGCUGCAAUCGGCACUUUCCGAUUGGAUUCCAAUGAGACAUGCGCAGAUAUCAAUACCAUCAAACUCAAUCAUAACGGUCAAAUGCUAGUCGCUGGCGAUAAUGAUGGAUUUAUGAGAAUAUUUGGCAAUGUAGAUGUGCGAAGUAUGAAAUCAAUCAUGGAGUGGAAGACAGCGUCAGGGCAACCAGCAUGCAUGGCACAGUUUAGUUUUGACGAAAAUUCAAUAUACACUGUAGACCAUAGUGGACAGCUAUCUCAAUGGUCAAUUCAUAAACCCGGUGAUAGUCUGUGUAAUUCUUCUUUACAAGGAUUUCCUCCACCGGCAGCCUUCAGCUCUCACAAAACAGCAAUCCACACCGACCCAUUUGUCACCUCACCUUCCUCUACAGCCUUACCUCCUACUUCUCUACAAUCCAUUACCGCCACUAUUGCUGCAUCUCCAAUUCUUCCUGCCACCAAUAUUUUACCACCCCGGCCAAAGUCAAAUCCUUCCACUUCUUCCCUUUCUCGACUUUCGAUAUCUUCGAACAGAUCCGGGCGUCUUCCGAUGAUUACUCUUGAUGAUAGCGUCACCCAAUCUUUACUCUCGUUCUCACCGCGAUCACAAAUGGUAGCAUUUAGUGCGGAUACAGAUUAUGUACUGUGUGCAUCAUCAGCCUAUGGUAGACGUACAUCAAACUCUCCUCGACCAUCAUCGUCAACUUCCUCGAUCUUUUCUAUGAGAUCGGAACGUAACAACUACAGCACAAACAGUUCAUUUGCCGGAUCUACGAACUCAGGAACCACACAGGGUAGCAUCUACCAAGUAUCGGAUGGGCAAACAGCUCUUCAAUUUGGACAGCAACCCGCGUAUCAAAAAAUUACAGCCGUGGAUUGGACAAAUUCAUCAAAUGCUUGUCUCUUGGGCAACAUGGAUGGAAGUGUCAAGGUAACCAAUUUGAUCAAAGUAUAAGUCUUCAAUUCAUACCCUACACAUUUUUUUAUAUCCCUUUUCUCUCACUCUUCCUUUCAUUCUCGCUUUUAUUUCUCUCCUCCUUCCUCUUCCUCCUCCUUCUUUUCUUAACAUCCUAUUUAUAAUCUGUUAUUGUUAAUAAUAAACGAACAAACAUGUUAUAAACAC